Messenger RNA from Conger conger (European conger), 3823 nucleotides. RefSeq names its product serine/threonine-protein kinase tousled-like 2. Lineage: Eukaryota; Metazoa; Chordata; Actinopteri; Anguilliformes; Congridae. Gene Ontology annotation, biological process: peptidyl-serine phosphorylation; intracellular signal transduction; chromosome segregation. Gene Ontology annotation, molecular function: ATP binding; protein serine/threonine kinase activity. Bases 820 to 2913 code for a protein of 697 amino acids. The record is from RefSeq and is a predicted model, not a curated record. The transcript has 21 exons. Gene Ontology annotation, cellular component: nucleus.
UUUUCGUGAGGAACAUCGACUCUCAUUAUAUCAGUUCCAAAUUCGAGUCAAGUCUUUCAUUGGCGCGAGUAAACAGUUCAGGCGCGGUGGGGGGAAACCGAUUCGACAAUCUCACGAGACAGAAUGAGAUUUACUGAUUAUUGUUUACAUUGUUUAAAAAAAUAGAGAAACGAACCGAAUCGACCCGGAUUAGUUGACAAGCUACCAAAUAGGCCGAAUUGAUGGGAAAGGGGUCAUUUCCGCGGCAAGCUGCAGACAAGAGAUGAGCCGAAGACUGUUUGCUGACUGAACCUGCUUUACAUCGACCGAACUCUAACCAAUGAGCCCAGUUAGCUAGCUAGCCAAGUUGCUAGCUAACUAGAGUUAGCAAGGUAUCGAUCUGGAUUUAAGUUAGUUAACAGUUACCCUGAGGAGAAAUAAAUAAUAACCAACGCUUGGAUAUCGAAAUACCUUUGCGACUUCUUGUUCCAAAUGAACGUUUUUAGGUAAACGGAAUUGUCGGGUCCAGCGUAAGCUGAGGUAGAGAACGCCUGCUAGGCUGGGGCCCACAAAGAGCGGAGACGAGUAAGCCCGGGGUUACCCGUGCAGGGGCAGCGGUAGAAAGGGGCCUGGGAAAUCCCGAGGAUCUCCAGGCCUCCACGCGACUCUCCAUCAGCCCCCAAGGACCAGGGCCUGCACAGCACACCCUGGACACCGAAUAGUGAGGAGGACGGGGAUUUGGACAAGGCCUCUGGCGAAAGUGUCGGAGUUAUUUGGAAGGUGAAAGUGGUUGAUACCCAGAAAGACCCGAGGCCCGUGAAAAACGACACCGCUGCAGACAUGAUGGAGGAACUGCACAGCCUGGACCCACGGCGGCAGGAGCUGCUGGAGGCUCGCUUCACGGGCAUGGGCGUGGCCAAGGGUUCGGCACACAACGAGUCAUCCAAUCAGAGCCUGUGCAGCGUGGGUUCUCUCAGCGAUAAGGAGUUGGAGACCCCGGAGAAGAAACCCAACGACCAGAGGACACGGAAGAGGAAAGGAGAACCUUACGAUGGCAGUCAAGGGAAAGGAGGAACAAGAGGGCAUAAAAUUAGUGAUUAUUUUGAGUUUGCGGGCGGUAGCGGUCCUGGUACCAGUCCUGGUCGAUGUGUCCCGCCAGUGGUCCGCUCCUCCCCCCAGCAUUCCCUCUCUAACCCUCCAGCCUCGGUGCAGCAGGGCAGCCCUUCCUCCAUAGGCUCAGCGAAUACUGACCACUCCACUAGUUCUCUGAAGCCCAUCUCGCUCCACACCGCACACAAAGCCAUACAGUCUGACCUCACGAUAGAGAAACUCACCGCGCUGGAGAACAACAAGAACUCGGACCUGGAGAAGAAAGAGGGGCGCAUAGACGACUUGUUACGGGCGAACUGCGACUUGCGGCGGCAGAUUGACGAGCAGCAGAGGAUGCUGGAGCGGUACAAGGAGCGGCUGAACAAGUGUGUGACCAUGAGCAAGAAGCUGCUCAUCGAGAAGUCAAAGCAGGAGAAGAUGGCGUGCAGAGAUAAGAGCAUGCAGGACCGGCUGCGGUUGGGCCACUUCACCACGGUGCGGCACGGCGCCUCCUUCACCGAGCAGUGGACGGACGGAUACGCCUUCCAGAACCUCAUCAAGCAGCAGGAGAGGAUCAACUCUCAGCGAGAGGACAUCGAGAGGCAGAGGAAGCUGCUAGCCAAGAGGAAGCCCCCCGCCAUGGGCCAGACCCCUCCGCCCAGCCUGGAGCAGAACAAGCGCAAGAGCAAGACCAACGGAGCGGAGAACGAGGCGUUGACGCUUGCAGAGUAUCACGAGCAGGAGGAGAUCUUCAAACUGAGGCUGGGGCAUCUAAAGAAGGAGGAGGCGGAGAUCCAGGCAGAGCUGGAGCGGUUGGAGCGCGUGAGGAACCUGCACAUCCGGGAGCUGAAGAGGAUACACAACGAAGACAACUCACAGUUUAAAGACCACCCUACACUGAAUGACCGGUACCUGCUUUUACACUUAUUGGGAAGAGGAGGUUUCAGUGAAGUCUACAAGGCCUUUGACUUGACGGAGCAGAGGUACGUGGCUGUUAAAAUCCACCAGCUCAACAAGAACUGGCGGGACGAGAAGAAAGAAAACUACCACAAGCACGCCUGCAGGGAGUACAGGAUCCACAAGGAGCUGGACCACCCCAGAAUAGUGAAACUCUACGACUACUUCUCGCUCGACACCGACUCGUUCUGCACAGUUCUGGAGUACUGUGAGGGUAACGACCUGGACUUCUACCUGAAGCAGCACAAGCUGAUGUCGGAGAAAGAGGGUCGCUCAAUCAUCAUGCAGAUCGUCAACGCGCUCAAGUACCUCAACGAGAUCCGACCGCCCAUAAUCCACUACGACCUCAAGCCCGGUAACAUCCUCCUGGUGAACGGAACGGCCUGUGGCGAGAUCAAAAUCACAGACUUCGGCCUGUCCAAGAUCAUGGACGACGACAGCUACAACUCGGUGGACGGGAUGGAGCUGACCUCCCAGGGAGCCGGGACCUACUGGUACCUGCCGCCUGAGUGUUUUGUUGUGGGGAAGGAACCGCCCAAGAUCUCCAACAAGGUGGACGUGUGGUCAGUCGGGGUCAUCUUUUACCAGAGCCUGUACGGCCGGAAGCCAUUUGGACACAAUCAGUCCCAGCAGGACAUUCUGCAGGAGAACACCAUCCUAAAGGCCACAGAGGUCCAGUUCCCACCCAAGCCUGUCGUCUCACCUGAAGCCAAGGCCUUCAUCCGCCGCUGCCUGGCCUACCGCAAGGAGGACCGCAUUGACGUGCACCAGCUGGCCAGUGACCCCUUCCUCAUGCCCCACAUCCGUAAGUCUGUGUCCACCACCGGGACGCCUGGGGGAGCCAUGCCCUCCACCUCCGGCUCCUUCAACAGCAGCUCCUCCAACUGAGCAAAGCUGCCAGCCCAUCCCUCGGAGCUCCGCUGAGGAGCCUGGGGUUCUCCCGGCCUGCUCGCGCCCGACACACCGCCGAGAGAGAGCGUGAGAGAGCCAGCGAAAGAGAUUGAGCAGACCCAGGCACAGAGAAGGGGAGGCCCAGGGCACAAUCCCAGGGUGAAGACUACGUCCCUCCCCAACCAGGACCUGCUGAACUCCCAGGAACAGAGCCCACCUCCUCCUCCUCCUCUCCUCUCCUCUGCUCCACCUCCGCUCCCAGCCUGCGACAGGGUGGAUCCAGGGAGCCGGGGACUCUGCUCCGCAGACCCCUGCUAUUAAGAGAAGAGGGUUUCUUUUUUAACUUUUUCUUGGUUCUAUUUCUCGGCGAAACCCGAUGAGGCCGACCGAAGAAUAGCCCCUCAGACUGAAGGGGAGACCCAGCCCCCCAUGGUCCUCUCCCCUUUCCCGGGACGUGGGGGUGAGGUAGUUCUCUUCCCGAAUCGGUGGUAAGAGCCCCGGCUUUGGGCCUCAGUGGGCCCCCAGGCCUGGUCCGCAGCGUCUCUCGGCCCCCGGAGGAGCUCCAGCAGGCUCGGGAAAGGCUGCACUCCCUUUCUCUCCCACGACCAAAGUUCCAGACUACCUGUUGGUGACACCGUUCUGUUUUCAUUCUUCGAGUUUUGUAGUGAGAAACGGAAAGGAACCGAAGAGAGGCUCAUGUUUCAUGAAGUUGCUAUUUGAGCAUCCAUUUAACAUUUUAACACAUCAAACUGGAAAUGGACUUUUCUUAAUAUUUCAGCCCCUCUUUUUUCAUAUUUCCCCCCCAUUAUUACAAGGGGGGGCUGGAAUAUCAUUGUGUACUGUGAGGGGGAAGAGGGCCUUCGAAGAGAAUUGCAUAUAAACCAUUAAAUACUAUUGUUUAAAAAAA